Coccinella septempunctata (seven-spotted ladybird) is the source of this 1473-nucleotide messenger RNA. RefSeq names its product integral membrane protein 2C. The record is from RefSeq and is a predicted model, not a curated record. Gene Ontology annotation, cellular component: plasma membrane; extracellular exosome; Golgi apparatus. Gene Ontology annotation, biological process: negative regulation of amyloid precursor protein biosynthetic process. Gene Ontology annotation, molecular function: amyloid-beta binding. Lineage: Eukaryota; Metazoa; Arthropoda; Insecta; Coleoptera; Coccinellidae. Bases 98 to 988 code for a protein of 296 amino acids. The transcript has 4 exons.
GUUUGACAGAUUGACGUUUAUUCCAGAACAAAGUACUGAGGUGCUUUAUUGAUCAAUAAACAAUUUUUUUGGCGUAUUGAAUAAAUUAUUUGCCAUAAUGACUAUAUUAAUUACACCGUUUAGUGAUAAGAAAGGAGAUAAACUUAUUGUGCCACUGGUUUCUGCUGAUCAAUUGGCACUAAGUACAGAGGCUGCCAAAAAAGAAGCUGAGGCCCAGAAUGGCAACAUUGUUUUCCUGAAUGCUAGAGCUCGCCGAGUUUCAAACUCGACUGUGUUGGGCCUGUUGUUUGCUGCUUUGAUCGUUGUGAGCAUUGGCAUCAUCAGUGGCUUGUAUUUCUAUCGACAGUUCAUUCAUCAAAAGUUCAUUCAUCGACAGUAUAUCAACAUCCCACGAUAUAAUGGAACUCUUAGAAUUGGAAGCCAAAACGCCUACGUCUCAGAUUCAGAACUCCCCUUCUAUCAAAAGCUGAUUGGAGACCGUUUUUCCAACAAUGAACUUCAAGAGGCUUUGGAAAUCGAUUUGGUCAAUGAUUUCGAGAAAAUCGAUGUUCCCGACUUCAGCGAUGGCCGGAAAGGACGCUUCAUUCACGAUUUCAACUCUAAUACUACAGGUAUCAUAGAUGUUACUGCUCGAAGGUGUUUCGUGAUGCCCUUAAACAGAGGACAUGUUCUACCGCCAAAAACUUUAUAUGAUCUGAUUGUGAAGAUGUGGGAUGGAUACUACAAAGUUGAUACUCAAGUUGUGAAAGAGACCAUGCAUGUUGUUUUGCCCCCAAUUAAGGAUACAAAGAGCAUUGGCAACUACAUCGCAGAGGAGUGUGAGGGUAUGCCGAUUUACAAAUUGGAGAAGUAUGUUGGAAGAGUGGUGAAGAGGUCGGCCGAAUUGAAAUCAGAAGCAAAGUUUGCCCAAUUCUCUGGUAAGGGAAUAACCGAAAUUGACAUUGUCAAUUUCAGCGAUGUUGAAAAAUUCGAAAAAGGUGGACUUUAAUUCAACUUGUAGAUUCACAUGAGUAUGUAUUUAGAUGCAUAUCGUAAUAUUGUGGCCACUGAGCUUUUAUUACAAAUAAAUUUAUAUAUAAAUGUUUUAAUUGUUGACGUAGUUCAUAUUAUAGAAAUGGUAUUGAUAUUGUACAAAAUACUGAGCUCUAUAUUCUUGCAUGUGAUCUUGAAAUUUAAGCUAUGAAAAUAUAUUAACAAAAUUAUCGUGUGUUUAUGUGAUAAUCAAGUUUACUUUUUUGGAUAAAUUAUAUCAAUUUCAAAUGUUAUAACUGAAAGAAAAUCUUUCAAAUCAAUAGUAGUCUCUUAUGCUUGGAAUUUUCAAUUAGGAAAUAUAAUUUUAAACUUUGCUCAUUAACAAGUUAAAUAUUUUAUGUUUUAUUCCGAAUGGGUGCUUUAUUCAUAAUUCCACUUAUUGAGAUGAUGUUUAUUGAAUUGUUCUUCGUCAUUAUAAAAAUGAAUAUAUUGAUAGUAAUA